Sclerotinia sclerotiorum 1980 UF-70 is the source of this 663-nucleotide messenger RNA. RefSeq lists its product as hypothetical. The transcript is spliced from 2 exons. The coding region runs from base 1 to 663 and encodes 220 amino acids. Lineage: Eukaryota; Fungi; Ascomycota; Leotiomycetes; Helotiales; Sclerotiniaceae. The record is from RefSeq and is a predicted model, not a curated record.
AUGGAAAAGAAGGAAAUCUGGGACAAAAUCCUUGAUGCCGAAAGAAUACAAAUCGAUAAACCCUGGCAUAAAGUCAUCAUUCACAAAAUCCCAAUUCAGGAAUUCUCAGGUCUGAAAGGUAUGGACCUAAUCAAAGAGGAAGUCAAUACCUUCAACCCAGGGCUCAGUAUUAUGGGUACUCCUUACUGGCUUACUAAUGCCUCCAAGAGAGCCAAACAACAAGACGGAGCAAUAGUCAUUGCAUUUGCUACACAAAAAGAAGCAGAUAUAGCUAUCCAGAAAAGGCUAUAUAUUGCAGGCAUUAGUGUUAGAGUAGAAAGAUUCUAUCCAUCUACUCCUUCAUCCCAAUGUAACAGAUGCCAGGGAUUCGGCCAUAACGAAUCAUACUGCAAAAAACCUCCAGCUUGCGGACUUUGCAGUAAUAAUCAUGCUACAGUCGGUCAUUUCUGUAUAAUCUGCCAAGCAAAAGGCAAACCAUGUCAACAUCUAAGUGUCAAAUGUGUUAAUUGUAAAGGAGAACACAAAGCCAACUCGAAAUUAUUCAAGAACCCUGGAUCCUCUCGAAUCCUGAGAAAGACUUCUCCUCAACCAGAUCCAUUGCCCACUCCAGCUUCUCUCAACUCCUCCCAAAUAAUCCUCCGAACCUGCGUCCCCGAACUAUGA